Aaosphaeria arxii CBS 175.79 is the source of this 2711-nucleotide messenger RNA. Its product is annotated as translation initiation factor eIF-2A. The transcript has 6 exons. Gene Ontology annotation, molecular function: translation initiation factor activity; protein binding; ribosome binding. Bases 280 to 2466 code for a protein of 728 amino acids. Lineage: Eukaryota; Fungi; Ascomycota; Dothideomycetes; Pleosporales. Gene Ontology annotation, cellular component: cytosolic small ribosomal subunit. Gene Ontology annotation, biological process: translational initiation. The record is from RefSeq and is a predicted model, not a curated record.
CGAACACGGUCCUCUACUUCAAUCCCUCGUGCGUCGUGUGCCCUCCGCCUCUCCACCAUUCCCCGCCGCUGCUGCGUGCGCCCGUGUGUGCUAUUUUCAAAAAGUUAGCUACUUCCAUAGGAUACGUCACCUCCGACGUGUUCAUCCAGACUUGGCUUCCCACCGCAACCGCAAGAACAUCGCAAUCAACAAACUUCCGUUGCAACAAGCUCACUCGCUUCGCACCAGCACAAAUCGCCCUUCCACGACUUCGUACAGCACCUGUGACUUUGACUAGUCAUGGCAGUCCCUACGCAGUUGGCCUUCCGCACCUCCAAGGGCAUCGGGGUUUUCAACGCUGCCCCCGUCUACGAGACACUCCCGGGAUUCAUUCGACCCGAGGGCAACCUCAGAUGCUGCUGUUACUCUCCGGAUAGCAAAUAUUUCGCGUGGGCAUCACCCGAACAGGUUUCGGUUAUCGAUGCUUCCACCGGCCAUGUUGUUACCAUCCUCCCGACGCCCAAUGUUUUCGAGCUCGGCUUCUCUCCUUUAGGCACCUACAUCAUAACCUGGCAGCGCCCCACCAAGGACGAGGAGGGUAAUGCUGUCAAGAAUUUGAAAGUGUGGAGGACCGUCGCCGAUAAUGGCUCGGAGCAGACUGUCGUCGGCCAAUACGUUCAGAAGUCGCAAACCGGUUGGAACCUACAGUACACCUCGGACGAGCAAUUGUGCGCCAGAAUUGUCACCAACGAGGUGCAAUUCUACGAGUCGGGAGAUCUUGGAACCGUCUGGAAUAAGCUUCGCAUCGAAGGCGUUUCCGACUUUGCAGUAUCACCGGGAAAGAACCAUUCAGUUGCCGUUUUUGUCCCGGAGAAGAAGGGAAUGCCCGCCGCUGUCAAAGUGUUCCAGGUUCCCCAAUUCAGCGCUCCCGUCUCGCAGAAGACGUUUUACAAGGGCGAUAAGGUUCAGCUGAAGUGGAACCAGCUUGGAACUAGCUUGAUUGUGCUCGCGCAGACCGAAGUCGACAAGACCAACAAGAGUUACUAUGGCGAAACCAACAUGUACAUUCUUAGUGCAAAUGGUACCUUCGACUCAAGGAUCCAGCUAGACAAAGAAGGACCUAUUCAUGAUGUGUCGUGGUCACCUAACUCGAAAGAGUUCGGUGUUGUGUACGGAUACAUGCCUGCGAAAACCACUAUCUUUAACCAACGCGCUGUCGCUCAGCACAACUUCGACCUCGGUCCUCGAAACACUAUUCUUUUCUCUCCUCACGGUCGCUUCGUUCUUGUCGCUGGCUUUGGCAAUUUGGCAGGACACAUGGAUAUCUACGAUCUUGAUAAGAACUACAACAAAGUUUGCACGAUCCAGGCUGCCAAUUGCACUCACUGCGAAUGGAGCCCCGAUGGAAAACAUAUUCUUACAGCAACCACGAGUCCACGUCUUCGUGUUGAUAACGGAGUACGUAUUUGGCAUGUGGGCGGCGGCCUCAUGUACAACGAGGAGAUGGCUGAGCUUUACCACGUCACCUGGCGUCCUCAAUCAACGCUCACCCAUCCUUUGGAGAACCCUCUUCAUCCCGUGCCAACCCCACACCCGUCUGCGUUGGAUUAUUUGAGCAAGAUGAAGACUCCCUCGAAGCCCGCCGGCGCAUAUCGGCCCCCAGGAGCACGAGGCUCCGCCACACCUAACCUUUUCAAGCGUGAGGACGAGGGCGGCGAAGCCUACGUCAACACAGGUAUCUCCUCCACGGCCGCAGGAUUUUCCAACGGAUUUGGUAAGCCACGCCGUCGCGAGGUUCCUGGGGCCGAGUCUGUCGAUACUCUACCUCCAGGUGCCGCCCCUGGAGGUGGUGUCAGCUUGGCUGGAACUGGUGAGGGCGACGAGGGUUUGUCGAAGGCAGCUUUGAAGAAUAAGAAGAAACGCGAGGCUAAGAAGGCCAAGGAGGCAGCAGAGAAGGCAUCAGGGUUGGCUGCAGAUGGUAUCAAUCCUCCCUCAGGACCUGCUAGCGCUGGCCGAAGUCCCGAGCGACGCGACGCAAGAGGUCAACAACGCAGUCGAAGCAAGAACGGCGGAUAUGGCAAUGGCAGAAGCCCAAGUCAACACCGCAACUUCCAUGGCAACAGCCCCCAUCGUCGCCAUGGCUCUGGAUACGAUGACCACAACAACCACCAUGGUCACCAGCAGCCCCACAAUCGCGGCGCUCCCCAUCACCAGAACCAGCACAGGCAUCAUCAGCAGGGACCUGGACCCAUUACUGUUCCGCAGCAUACCCAAGGCCCAACUCCAGACCUGACCGUUACCAGCCCUGGAGGAGGUGGCCCUCAGGAUAAGAAGAUUAGAAGUCUUUUGAAGAAGAUCAGAGCCAUUGACGAUCUUAAGAUGAGACAGGCAGGUGGCGAAAAACUGGAGGAUACGCAAGUGAAGAAAAUCAGCACGGAGGAAACCAUUCGCAAAGAGUUGGCAGGUCUUGGUUUCUAUGAGAACUAGUGGUGCUGCUAAGCCAUGGUUACCUGUGGCGUCUUCACAUAAGCGCACUGUUGGAUACUCCGUAUUUGUUGUUGGUUUUACGGACCUUUGAGUGUAUUGAUCCGGAGUUCCCAGGACCUGACCAAUCUAGUGUUAAUGGCGAUGUACCCUUCGUCUUCAAACAGGCUCUUUCAACAACCUUCCUACAUUCGGAAGGUAGAAUGUUAUCAGAUGGAAAAAUGAGAAAUCGAAAAGUUGUAUCAAAC